AUGCGACUCUCGGGCGUGGUGCGUAGCGCCUUCCUCGCCUUGAUCGUCCCUGCCAUCUUUUCGACCAUCUGGCUCUAUCUCUAUCCCGCCUUCCAGAACUGCCACUUUCCGGCUCCUCAAGAACAUGGCAUAGCACCUUUUCGACUCCUCGCACUUGGCGACCCGCAAUUGGAAGGAGACACUUCUCUCCCCGACCCUAACGCGCCUCUGUUCCCCGGCCUCGUAGGUCUGCGCAACCGCUUGUGGACCGAACCACUAGACGUCGCAGCACGAACCUUGCAACGGACCGUCAAGGACAUAAUCACAAGAGAUGUUCCACGAUUGCUGCAGACGCAGAGAAAGAAGCUAGACCUGCUGGGUAAUGAUUACUAUCUCGCACAUAUAUACCGCACCACCAAAUGGUGGACUCAGCCGACCCACGUCUCUGUGCUGGGUGACCUGUUGGGCAGCCAGUGGAUAAGCAACCAUGAGUUCGACCGACGAGCCGACAGGUUCUGGAACAGAGUCUUCGUCGGUGCUCACUUCUGGAAACAUGAGACGCCCGAGGAAGAGCUUGGAGACACACCUGUCUGGGACUUCGUGGACAAUUUGAAUGCCAGCCAGGCGCCAGCUCUGCUCAACGUGGCUGGAAACCACGACAUCGGAUACGCUGGUGAUAUUGAUCAUCACCGUAUCGACCGGUUCGAACGUGCCUUCGGACAAGUCAACUGGCGCAUCAGAAUCCCCUUUUCAAAUCUGUCGUCAAAUCCUACCACCGAGUUGCACCUGGUCAACCUCAAUUCGAUGAACCUGGACAACCCUGCUUGGAACCAAGAUUUGCAUCGCGCAACGCACGACUAUCUGGACAGUGUCAUUGAUGAUACAAACGCACGCAACCCUCAGGAUGCAGUUCUCUUGCUCACACAUGUGCCCUUGUACAAGCCAGCCGGUGUUUGUGUUGAUCCUCCUUUCUUCAGCUAUUUUGAACCACACCAUGGUGGUGGCAUUCGCGAGCAAAAUCAUCUUAGUCGACAGUCAAGCGACAAGAUACUGAACGGUUUGUUCAACCUACCAAACGGGAAUAAGCGCGCGGGCAUUGUGCUCAACGGCCACGACCACGAGGGAUGUGAUACAUGGCAUGAUCGCGCCGAUACCGAAGAGGAACAAUGGAUCUCUACCAAGUUCCCUGCACCUAAUACAACCAUGAACGGUAUCCGAGAGGUCACCGUCCGUAGCAUGAUGGGUGACUACGGCGGAAACGCCGGUCUGCUCUCUGCAUGGUUCGACGCCAAAGAGGGCAUGUGGAAGUUCGAGUAUGCUACUUGUGCAAUUGGGAAACAGCACAUCUGGUGGGCAAUACAUGUCAUUGAUAUUGUUGUUAUCAUACUAGGAACUGCGAGCGGCAUGCUCCAGCUUUUCGAUAUGGCUAAAGCACAAAAGCCUGUCUCGAACACAGAAAAGAAGAAUAAAUGA
This is a messenger RNA of Aureobasidium melanogenum CBS 110374, 1452 nucleotides long. RefSeq lists its product as uncharacterized. Gene Ontology annotation, cellular component: endoplasmic reticulum. Lineage: Eukaryota; Fungi; Ascomycota; Dothideomycetes; Dothideales; Saccotheciaceae. The coding region runs from base 1 to 1452 and encodes 483 amino acids. Gene Ontology annotation, biological process: GPI anchor biosynthetic process. The transcript has a single exon. The record is from RefSeq and is a predicted model, not a curated record.